Molecule: messenger RNA, 2172 nt
Organism: Aspergillus ruber CBS 135680
Lineage: Eukaryota; Fungi; Ascomycota; Eurotiomycetes; Eurotiales; Aspergillaceae
Product: putative Ran-binding protein (RanBP10)
Exons: 7
Coding region: 1-2172 (723 amino acids)
Biological process (GO): cell surface receptor signaling pathway; chromatin remodeling; cytoskeleton organization
Cellular component (GO): cytoplasm; Ino80 complex
Molecular function (GO): protein binding
Source: RefSeq, a predicted model, not a curated record
AUGGCGUCAGCAUCUAACGGUCGCUGUAGCCGGACAGACAGCACUAAGACGGUCAUCGUUCUCAAGCUGUCACCUGAACUCUUGAGUCGAUUUCCCAGUGAUUCUUCGAAGAGCACACCUACCAAACCAACUGAUUCGAAUAUGAACACAACAAAUGCUUCCUCUCCGGUCAAGGAGAAAGAGGACUCACCUGCCUCAUCCAUGGCAGAUGCGCCCGUUCCCCCGUCGGACAACGCUUCGGAUGCGAACUCGACGCCUGCAGGCGCAGCGUCCACGGACACUCCUCGUCGGAAGGGAUUGCCGGGUCCAAAGCCGGGAGCCAAGCGAAGUGCCAACCAGGUUGAUUUGGCACCCAAGCCUAGAGGGAAGCCAGGCCCGAAAAAGAAGCAAAAACUCUACGCCCAAUACAACAAUCAUAAUAAUAUCUUCCUUCACGGCCCCGGCAGCCUACACGACCCUUUCAAUCCCGCCCCAUUCUUCACACCCUCCUACCUCCGGAACUCAAGCUACGCCGCCCGACUGCAGGCCGACCAUCGAGCUCGAAUCGCAUCCGGCGAGAACGAUGAUAUCCCCCUCCCAUCGAACCCUUUCUCAGCACAAUCUUCUUCCCCGUCGUCCACCUCGAGCCAUGCGAAUUUACCCCGGAUAGCUCCGUCCCAUCGCGGCAUGACCCAUGAGGUCAUCGAGCGAGAACCACCCAGUAUCGACGACCAUAUUCCCCCGUUGCCCACUCGGUGGAGUGAGACGGACAAAUACCCGACACUGGAGAUGAUGCAUGGAGGUCUGGAGCUUCGGUACACAGGGCCGCUCAAUAAGCAUGAGCAUGAAGCAGCUGCGGCGCGUACGGACUAUCCGAUGCCGCCGCAGUGUGGGAUCUAUUAUUUUGAGGUUAUGAUUUUGUCGAAACCGAAGGAUGGAAUGAUUGGUAUUGGGUUCUCUGGUGGUAAAGCGUCGAACGAGAGACUCCCCGGGUGGGAGACAGACUCAUGGGCCUAUCAUGGAGAUGAUGGCAAGUCAUUCUUUGGAGAGAAUCAGGGUCAGGGGCGACCAUAUGGUCCAACAUUCGGUGUAAAUGAUACUGUCGGCUGUGGUGUGAACUUUGCCACGGGAUGUGCGUUUUUCACCAAGAAUGGUGUCUUUCUUGGAAAUGCAUUCCGGGAAUUGAAAAACAUGAAGUUGUACCCGUCAGUAGGGAUGAAGAAACAUCCUACUGUUCAUCUGAUCUCCAACUUUGGACAACAUCCAUUUAUGUUUGACAUUGAUGGCAUGGUUAAGAGAGAAAAAGCAGCGGUAUAUUCGGAUAUCAGCCGCACCAGUACUGCGAACCUUCGACCCUCAUUGGGCGAGGACGCACUUCUUCAUGAACUGGUGGCUCAGUUCCUGGCUCAUGAUGGUUACGUCGAGACCGCUCGAGCCUUUGCUGAAGAAGUGGCGGCUGAGACAGCGGCACUGAAUGGCCAUGGAGAUCCGUUGAAGAAGUAUGAAGUGGAAGAGGAUCUCGAAGCGGUUAAUCGGCAGAAAAUCCGAGCAGCCAUUUUGGAUGGCGAUAUCGACAAAGCUCUGAAAUAUACUAAUGCCUACUACCCCAAAGUCUUGGAAGACUACCCCCACAUUCAAUUUAAAUUACGUUGUCGCAAAUUCUUGGAGAUGAUGCGUCAAUCGAACGAUCUGUCGAUGACAGCCGCAGCCAAGCGCAGCAAAUCAGCUUCCAACGGAGUCUCCGACGGUAAUACCGUGUAUGGUCAGGAGAUGGAAGUGGACGACCAGACGCAAGACGGAGACGGAUGGGAAGCCGAUGGCAUGGAUACGGACGAUCCAGAAGCAGCAGCCAAGUUCCAGACGCUCCUGACGGAGGCCGUGCAAUACGGACAACAGCUGCGUAUGGACUAUCCGACCGACGAACGCGGGGGCAACAAGAAAAUGCUGGACGACAUAUUUUCUCUAGUGGCAUAUCCGGAUCCACGACGAUCGGUUCACGGACAUUAUCUGGACCCGGCUGGACGAGUGGCAGUUGCUGAAGAGCUGAACUCGGUCAUUUUAGUCUCUUUAGGGAAAGCAUCGUCGGCGGCGCUGGAGCGAGUUUACCAGCAAACGGAGGCACUGAUGAAUGAGGUUAGUGACGAGGGGGGUGCCGGGGCGUUCAUCAAUGUUCGAAAUGAUAUUUUGCAAUGA